Messenger RNA from Malurus melanocephalus (red-backed fairy wren), 1557 nucleotides. It is a transcript of the gene YPEL2, whose product is annotated as yippee like 2. The record is from RefSeq and is a predicted model, not a curated record. NCBI's taxonomy places the organism in Eukaryota, Metazoa, Chordata, Aves, Passeriformes, Maluridae. The annotation marks the transcript as partial. The transcript is spliced from 3 exons.
CUGGGCUUGCCUCUUUCAAGCAGCCAACUGAGCUUUGUUUUCUUGCCUUGCAGUCCUUCCAGGGCAGCCAAGGACGAGCGUACCUCUUCAACUCCGUAGUUAACGUGGGCUGUGGCCCUGCAGAGGAGCGGGUGUUAUUAACGGGGCUGCACGCCGUGGCAGAUAUUUACUGUGAAAACUGCAAAACCACGCUGGGCUGGAAAUAUGAACACGCUUUUGAAAGCAGCCAGAAGUAUAAAGAAGGCAAAUACAUCAUUGAACUAGCUCACAUGAUCAAGGACAACGGCUGGGAUUGAGUGGUGAGAGCCCAGCCCUAGCAGCACGUCCGAAAAUGCCAUCCAACCGAACAUUAUAUCCGAGAGUGAGAGAGUGACUGAACGCUUGGUUCCAUGCAUUUAGAGGCUCUGCAAAUCCGGGAGCAUCUUCACACCCUUUCUCCAUCUUUAUUGGUGACUGGCCUCUAAAUUUCUGUCUCUCUGUCUCUUUGCUUUGUCUCUGUUUGUGAGUUGACCCUGGCUGCUUCUCUCUCUGUGUCGCGGCGUCGGCUCGGAGAAUGCACCGACGGCCCGACAGCCAUUCCAUGUGCCGAGUGCUGAUCCCAGCCUAACUCAGGAUGGGCCUGACUGGGCUCUCCUGGCACCUCCCAGGAGCUCUCGGGGCGGGAGGAAACCCCAAAACCCCCCGAGGUUUGGGCACGACGAAGUUUGAGAGGGGUUUAGGUCGGAAUCUGACUCUGGUUUAAGUGAGGCUUGAAACCAUCUCCUUGUCUAAACGGACAAAGAAACAUCCGUAGAGAAAUAAUCCACUUGUCUAAAAAAAAAAAAAAAAGGACGGAGAAAUAAUCCACUUGUCUGAAAAAAAAGGACAGAGAAAUGUCUCCUUGUGUGGUGAAAGGACAGAAAUUACCUCACGGCUGCGUUUUCUCUCCGAAUCCCGAAUCCGUCGGCGGAGGCGAGGCAGAACCAGUUCCCCCCACAAUCUGUGUUUUGUUUGCUGUUUGUGAGCUCGUUGUUGGAGGGGCAGGAGCUGGAGGCUGUAUUUUAGAAUUCAGAGAUUCCCUGCCUCUCCUUUCUCUCGCUGUUUCAGGGUGGGGAGGCGGCUGUGGGGAGCGCCCUCAUGGCUGGAAAAACCAAAUCCUGACUCUUCUUGAGCCCUUCAGAGAGGAGGAAAAAACCACUUCAGGCGUGGGGAAGCUGCAGCUGCAGUUUAGGAAAGGAGAAUGGGGUGAGCAAAGGCUGUGAGAGGCAAAAAAUGAGAAAUUCCCUAGAGGAGAAUGGGGAUGAACAGUAACAGAGGGAACCCCUGGAUUUCCUGGCCUCCCCUGAGCACCCUUUGGGGGUGUUUUAGCAAAUUUUCCCAAGUGCAAGGAGGAAAAUGCUGUUGCAGAAGCUUUUUUUUUGAAUGCCAGGCCCUGCUGUGGGAGCCUGGCACGGGUGUGGUGCGAGAGCGGGGAGAGGAGGAGCUGAAUCCCCAAAGGUGGAUAUUCCCAGCCCUGAGGGAUCCUCCCCAAAUCCUUCCCCUUUUUCCCACUCCCUGAAGCUGUGAAAAAAAAACAAA